UUAUGGGUGUAUAAAGCUGUGCUCUAGAGCUUUCAAGCCCUGUAGCUUUAGGCUAAGUGAGGUAUACGUGAAUGGCUGUUUACUGCUCUGAAUUGCAUAUCUUUUAAAAAAAAACGUAAGCAACAUAAAUUUCGAAACAAAAAAAAAAACAAUGGAUGGAAUGAAUAAGUGGCAAAUAUUUUUAAAGAGUGGAAGUUUUCGAAGAAAGCUACGAAAUUACGAGCGUUUCGUAUUAGACAGUGAAUGCAAGCCACUCACUAGUAAUUUGCAAUUAAGCAUUGAGACAGAAUCAGCAGCAGAUCAGCAAACAAACGCCGAUUUAUAUAAGGAAAUUGAUUUUCAAGCUGUUGAGAUCGGAGACUAUUCCGAUAGUCUAGAUGUUCAUGUUGAUGAUUUCUAUGACGAACAGUCGUAUUAUAGUCCGGAUGAGUCAUCCCAGUUUGAGCUGGAUAGUAUUGAUGAACUCCAGGAUAAUACGGAAAACUUAACUACGUUUAUUAGAAAUUGGAGCCUGGAGCACAAAAUCACAGAUCCACGAAGACUUCUAGGAACUUCUCGUAAACAACUUGAACUGAUAAAAAUUGAAGGAGGCCAGUAUUGGCAUACCGGCUUUGGUGAAUGUCUUCGUCAAGCGUUUCGAGACCUUAAUGAACCAAAAAAAAUCUCUGUGAAUAUAAACAUAGACGGCUUAACACUUUUCAAAAAUGGUACAGACCAAGUAUGGCCAAUUCUAUUCAACAUAUUCGAAAUACCAGACAUGAAACCGAUGAUAAUUGGAAUUUUCCACGGAAAAUGUAAGCCGAACUUCAUUGAGGAGUUUCUGAAGCCGUUUGCAGACGAAGCGUGUCUAAUAUUGCAAUCUGGAAUCUUCAUCAACGCUAAAUUGUUGACAGUAAAUAUUCGGGCAUUUAUCUGCGACUCCCCCGCCAGGGCUUUUAUUAAAGAUGAAUUUGGUACUUCUGAACUUCUAAUUACAGGAACAGUGAACUUCAAUUCGUUUCAUGGGUGCAUGAAAUGUACCGCUGUUGGUGAACGUUCACAGGAUCUGCAUACAAAUGUUUAUCCAUUAGCAAAGGCGUCCAAACGAACAGAUGAAGGAUUCCGCAGCUGGUCGUAUGAAGAUCACCACCGGGUUUAUAGAAGCAGAGAAAAUGGUAAAUUAAAAAAAGUUUCCGUCAAAUCCCCCCUGCUCCGUUUGCCAAUUGACUUCAUUCAAGAUGUUAUAGUAUCAGAUUCGUUGCAUCUUCUACAUUUAGGCAUAAUGAAAAAACUACUCACAAUUUACAAAACAGGACAAAUCUACUAUACGAAGUGGACUCAAUCCGAGACUGAAUGUAUAAAUGAUAUUCUGAGUAGAAUAAAGUUACCAUCAGAAAUACACCGAAAAGUACGAGGAUUGCGUUAUCAUUGUCAUUGGAAGGCAUCGGAAUGCGCCUCUUUUUUAAAUUAUAUUGGAACAGCACUUCUAAAAAAAUUUGUUGAUUCAAGACAUUACGUAAUUUUGUUAAUUUGUUUUAUGCUGUUACCAUCUGUUCUAGCCAACACUAUCAACAAUAUCUAUCAGUUGCUAGGAACCUUUUUGAAACCUUCAUCGAGAAUUACUUCAAUUUCUUUCAAAUAAUUUCCAGUAACACGCACAAUUUGAUACACAUUGUAGACGAAGUUGAGAGAUUAGGAUCAUUACCAACACUGUCUUCUUACCCAUUCGAGAAUUAUUUGUUCCAAAUUAAAAACAUGGUACGAUCAGGACGACUACCGUUAAACCAAAUAAUCAAUAGAAUCUCUGAGAAAACCAAUAACAAUCAUGAUGAAAGUCCAAAAGAUCAGCAAUAUCCUUUUUCAAAAAUCCUUCAAACUUCGAUACUAAGUUCACGUGCUGCAUUUUAUACAAUGGAUGUAUGUUAACUAAUAAGUUUCAAGAUAAGUGGUUUCUCUCGAAGGACAAGACAGUCGUAGCAAUGCACUUCGCUGUUGAAAACGGUAUUAUUGGCUCAGAACUUAAACAUUAUGAACCGCACAUUAGAAGUCCAUUUCCAUCCGAUGUUUUCUACGUUUAUCGAACUAUAUCAGAUGCCAGUUUCAAUUCAUGCAAAGUUUAUCCAUUUCAAAGCGUUUUUUGUAAGUUAGUUGCUAUACAAGCUUACGAAGAAACUGUUUUUGUACCAUUACAUCAUACUC
Wyeomyia smithii (pitcher-plant mosquito) is the source of this 2178-nucleotide messenger RNA. RefSeq lists its product as uncharacterized. The transcript has 3 exons. The coding region runs from base 152 to 1621 and encodes 489 amino acids. The record is from RefSeq and is a predicted model, not a curated record. NCBI's taxonomy places the organism in Eukaryota, Metazoa, Arthropoda, Insecta, Diptera, Culicidae.